UCUUAAGGAAUUUCCCCAGCAGGAGAUGCUUAAUCCCCAGCAGGAGAUGCUUAAUCCCCAGCAGGAGAAGACUCCGAUGAGCUCCUCCUCUGAGCCUCAGCGCUGUGUGGUGGAGCAGCAUGAGCGCAUUUUGUGUGGAGAGCCUGACAUCACUCCAGCUGAAUGUGAGGACAUCAGCUGCUGUUAUGAUGCACAGGGCUGUUAUUAUGCCAAGGCAGUUACCCUGCAGUGCACGAGGGAUGGGCAGUUUGUAUUGGUGGUGGCUCGAGAUGCCACCCUGCCACCCAUCAAUUUAGACUCCAUCCACAUGCUGGAAAACGACCCAAGUGGCCUUUGUGCGCCUGUCGGCAGUACUGACACCUUUGCCAUCUAUCAGUUUGCUGUCAGCUCCUGUGGCACCAGAGUGAAGGAAGAAAGUGGUUUUGUUAUUUAUGAGAACAUGAUGACGUCUGAGUAUGAAGUGGGCAUUGGACCUCGUGGAUCAGUUACGAGAGACAGUGCUUAUGAGCUGGAGUUCCAGUGCAGGUAUUCGGGAACCGCAGUUGAGGCUCUGGUGGUGGAGGUGAACACGGUUCCUCCUCCUCCCCCCGUCUCUCAGCAGGGCCCACUCAGAGUGGAGCUCAGGCUCGCCAAGGGGCAGUGCGCCACUAAAGGAUGCUCUGAUGAGGAUAUGUACACUUCAUACUACUCCGAGGUGGACUAUCCUGUUACAAAAGCGUUGAAAGAACCUGUAUAUGUGGAGGUGCGGAUUCUGGAGAGGACUGAUCCAAACAUAAUCCUGGUCCUGGACCACUGCUGGGCCACUUCUACUCCUGAACCCUUGAGCCUGCCUCAGUGGGACCUAGUGCUUAAUGGCUGUCCAUAUGAGGAUGACCAUUAUCUGACCACUCCGCUUCCUGUUGGACCCUCAGGACUGCAGUACCCGUCUCAUUACAAACGCUUUGUGGUGAAGAUGUUCACCUUUGUAGAUCAGUCCUCUCUUGUGCCUUUGCAGGAAAGGAUUUUCAUUCACUGCACUACAUCUAUUUGCCACCCCUCUGCCACCGAGCCAUGUGAGCCCAGCUGUGGCAGCAGGACAAGAAGGGCUGUUUCAGAAUACUUGAAUGAUUCUGAGGAAAAGGUUGUCGUUUCGAGUGGGGAGGUCAUAAUUGUAUCUCAUUUGCUGGUUUCUGACAAUCUUGUGGAUAAGGAAGAACCUAUAGGAUGUUUGCGUGGUCAACCCGAAAUGAACAAAUCCCUCAAUGAGGCAACUCGAUGUUCCCGAGUCAUAUUAAAGAUUCAUUCAAAAACUUGCACUUUGAAUCCCGUUUUCAAAAGUUUGCGUCUUCAAGCCCCCAAAAUGCUGCUGUUGUGUAAAUGAAUGGCCAAAACACAUAAAAAGUUUUUAGUUGAAAAUGAUGUCAUCUAAACAACCCCUCAGAGUAAUGGUCAAAAAAAUCAGAGUAAAAAAUCAGCUUUGCAGCCAAUAGCACGAAUAAAUAACAUUUUUAAAAUAAUAGAAUACAUUCAUUUUACUCUUUAAUAAUAUUAGUGUUUUUACUAUGGAAAUACUGUUUUUACUGUAUCUUCAAAUAAAUGCAGCAUUGGUGUGCAUAAAAGAUAUCUUUUAUUAUUAUUAUUAAUUAAAUGUAAUUUAAUUAUUAAUAAUAAUAUUAAAUGUAAUUUAUUCCUGUGAUGGCAAAGCUGCAUUUUCAGCAUCAUUACUCCAGUCUUCAAUGUCACAUGAUCCUUCAGAAAUCAUUCUAAUAUGCUGAUUUGGUGCUCAAGAAACAUGUAUUAUUAGUAUGAAUGUUCAAAAACAUUGCACUACUUGAUACUAAGCCAUGAUACUUUUUUCCCUACUUAAGACUGAAUGGAUUUAAUAGACUUGCCACCGGUUUCACAGACAAGGUUUAAGUCUAGUCCCAGACUAAAAUGCAUGUUUUUAACUGAAAGCAACUUGCACUGACAUAUCUUAAAUUAUGUCAGUGCCAUUGUUUUGUCUCAAGACGCACACCAGUAAUGUUUUCAAAGGCACGUUUAUAAAAGCUACUUAAAUGUCCUAAUUAAACUAAGGACUAAUCCUGGCUUAAUCUAAGCCCUGUUUGUGAGGCCAUUUUUCAGGAUUUAAUGAAUAGAAAUGUCAAAAAAGCAGCAUAUAUUUGAAAUAAAAGAUCAUUUGUAACAUUAUAAAAUGUCUUUACUGUUACAUUUGAUAAUUUAAUGCGUCUUUGCUGAAUAAAAGUAAUUUCUUUAAAACAAUCUUACUGAUCCCAAAUUUUUUGAAUGGAACUUUUUUUUUUUUGUUAUUCUGAAAUAAGUGUCGCUAAAUUAAAUGCAUAACUUAAUAUGGUAACGUGAUGACACAGUAGCAUAGAAAUGUUAAUCGUUGCAUAAAGUGCUCUGUUAUACAUGCUUUGUUUUUUUUUUGCAGUACACCUGUAUUUAUUUUCCAAACAUAGCCACAGGUAAGCAGAAGACUGCUCUCUGAACUUCAACAUCC
Ctenopharyngodon idella (grass carp) is the source of this 2482-nucleotide messenger RNA. RefSeq names its product zona pellucida glycoprotein 2, like 2 (gene zp2l2). Gene Ontology annotation, cellular component: egg coat. The record is from RefSeq and is a predicted model, not a curated record. Gene Ontology annotation, molecular function: acrosin binding; structural constituent of egg coat. The transcript has 9 exons. Gene Ontology annotation, biological process: prevention of polyspermy; binding of sperm to zona pellucida. Lineage: Eukaryota; Metazoa; Chordata; Actinopteri; Cypriniformes; Xenocyprididae. Bases 26 to 1360 code for a protein of 444 amino acids.